AUGAUUUGUGGUUCUCAAAAGAAACAAGUAAUACGAUGGCCUCUUCGUAGUCAUACAUGCGGUACUCAGGGAACGACAGUAGCUGGUGGCAAAGGAAGAGGUGAUCGGCUCAAUCAACUUGAUCAUCCUUAUUAUGUGUGUGUUGAUCAAAAUUAUGCUAUCUAUGUAUCAGACAACAAAAACGAUGGUGUCAUGAAAUGGAGUGAAGCUGCAAGUGAAGGCACUGUUGUGGCCGGUUUUCGAGGACAAGGAAAUGAUCUCACACAACGAUCAGAUCCUUUAGGAGUCAUAGUAGACGGCGUGGGAAAUGUCUACGUAGCAGACGCAGGAAAUGUUCGAGUAGUACGUUGGAACAAAGGAACUGUAUAA
Adineta ricciae is the source of this 369-nucleotide messenger RNA. The record is from the annotation of a GenBank genome assembly. NCBI's taxonomy places the organism in Eukaryota, Metazoa, Rotifera, Eurotatoria, Adinetida, Adinetidae.